AUGAUCAUGUAUACAUUUCUUCUACUUAUAUUUUAUUUCUUACCUAUUAUUUAUGGUGAACGUCAACAAACGGAAUUUGAUAAUAAUCAAAGAAUGUUUAUGCCACAUUCGGUAGCUGCUGCUUAUUUACUUCGUUUACCAAUACGACAAUAUCAAAAUACAGUUUUAGAUUCAAGAAUUGAUAGUUCACCAUUGUUAAUGUCAUCUGAUCAAAAUGAUCCAGAUGAACAACAACGUACGAAAAGAAUCUAUUGGGAAAAUCUUGCAUUUCAUGCAGCAGAUUUUAAAAAGCCAAAAAGAUUUAAAUAA
Molecule: messenger RNA, 309 nt
Organism: Rotaria sordida
Lineage: Eukaryota; Metazoa; Rotifera; Eurotatoria; Philodinida; Philodinidae
Source: the annotation of a GenBank genome assembly